This is a messenger RNA of Hibiscus syriacus, 1965 nucleotides long. RefSeq names its product periodic tryptophan protein 1 homolog. Gene Ontology annotation, molecular function: protein binding. Gene Ontology annotation, cellular component: nucleus. Gene Ontology annotation, biological process: rRNA processing. NCBI's taxonomy places the organism in Eukaryota, Viridiplantae, Streptophyta, Magnoliopsida, Malvales, Malvaceae. The record is from RefSeq and is a predicted model, not a curated record. Bases 168 to 1658 code for a protein of 496 amino acids. The transcript has 17 exons.
AGUCGCACGCCUUCAUCACUUCUACCCUUCAAUCGUCUAUCCCCCGGUUCUUUACCCUUUGCACCUGCCUCCGUCCUUUAGCUCUCGCUGUCUGCUUGUCAGCUGUCUCAGCCGGUGUCGGUUAGUCUUUAAGAAACUUUAUUUUGAUAAAGAGGAGAGUGUGAGGGAUGAUAUCAGCAAUUUCAUGGGUGCCGAAAGGGGCAGCAAAAGCUGAACCAGCAGUGGUUGAGUUACCUUCCAAAGAAGAGAUUGAAGAGAUGAUCAAGUCCGGUGUCCUAGAUAAAAGUGAAGAUAAUGGCAGUGAGAAUGAAGAUGCAGAUAUGGAUGCUGAAGCUGAAGCUGAAGCUGAGAAGCAAACUGGGGAUGUUUCCCAAGCACUUGCUGUGGCAGAUGCUCUAGGAAAAACUUCCAAGAACAACACAGGGUCACAAUUGGAAGAUCUUACAGAUGGCCUGAAAGAACUUGACAUGGAAAAUUACGAUGAUGAGGAUGAUGGUAUCGAGUUAUUUAGCAAGGGGCUUGGUGACCUUUACUACCCAAGCAACGAAAUGGAUCCAUAUUUGAAGGAUGAGGAUGAUGAUGAUUCAGAAGAGAUUGAGGACAUGACCAUUAAACCCAUGGAUUCUGUUAUAGUUUGUGCACGCACUGAAGAUGAUGUCAGCCAUCUUGAGGUUUGGAUAUAUGAGGAUUCAGAUGAAGGUGAUUCAAACAUGUAUGUUCACCAUGAUGUCAUCAUUUCAGCAUUUCCCCUUUGCACUGCAUGGCUUGACUGCCCACUUAGAGGGGGAGAAAAAGGAAAUUUUUUGGCUGCUGGUUCAAUGGAGCCAUCAAUAGAAAUAUGGGACCUUGACAUUAUCGAUGAAGUACAGCCAUGUUUGGUAUUAGGUGGCAUAGUGGAGAAGAAGACAAAGAAAGGAAAGAAGAAAUCAAAAUACAAGGAUGGUAGUCAUACUGGUGCGGUUCUUGGUCUAGCUUGGAACAAGGAAUACAGGAAUAUCCUUGCUAGUGCAAGUGCUGACAAACAAGUAAAGAUUUGGGAUGUUGCUGCUGGAAAAUGCAACAUAACCAUGGAACAUCAUGAAGGCAAGGUUCAAGCUGUUGCUUGGAAUCAUCAUGUGCCACAAGUUCUUCUUAGUGGAUCAUUUGAUCGUUCGGUUGUCAUGAAGGAUGGAAGAGUGCCAACUCAUUCUGGUUUUAAGUGGUCCGUCACUGCUGAGGUUGAAUGUUUGGCAUGGGAUCCUCACACAGAGUACUCAUUUGUGGUGAGUCUUGAAGAUGGUACAAUCAGAGGUUAUGAUAUUCGAGCUGCCAAGUCUGAUCCAUCUUCCGAGUCAAAACCAAGUUUUACUCUCCAUGCUCAUGACAAAGCUGCUUGCAGCAUUUCGUAUAAUCCUGCAGCACCAAAUCUUCUUGCGACUGGUUCCAUGGACAAAAUGGUAAAACUUUGGGAUUUGUCAAACAAUCAACCUUCUUGUGUUGCGUCCAAGAAUCCUAAAGCAGGAGCUGUCUUCUCCAUUUCCUUCUCACAAGAUAAUCCCUUUUUGCUGGCUAUUGGAGGCUCUAAGGGAAAAUUAGGAGUUUGGGAUACAUUAUCCGAGACAGCCGUAUCCGGAAAAUUUGGGAACUACAGUCAACAGCCGAAGAGACCGAAAACAUAGGCUUGUAAGUUGAGAUUUUUUUAGUGUCGGGAUAGUUCGGUAUUUAUAAUGUGGAUACAAGAUAAGUUUUCACAGUUCUGGAAUCUAUGUUACUUUGUUUUAGGGAGAAUGUAUAUCUAGUGCAUGUUCUCUAAUUUCUAUUAUAUAUCAUGCAAAGGAGAAAUCCUCAGGAAAAUAUACGAGGAAAUGAAUGUGUUGUAGUCAAGCUUAAAGGAUCUCUCCCUAAAUAGGAAAUGGAUGUGUUGCGUUGAGAUGGAAAGGGUCUCACUUUUGUGCUUUUAGCUUAUAAUAAUAUUUGAUUUGAUCA